This is a messenger RNA of Penicillium roqueforti, 750 nucleotides long. RefSeq lists its product as uncharacterized. The coding region runs from base 1 to 750 and encodes 249 amino acids. Lineage: Eukaryota; Fungi; Ascomycota; Eurotiomycetes; Eurotiales; Aspergillaceae. The record is from RefSeq and is a predicted model, not a curated record. The transcript has a single exon.
AUGCCAGUGAGCUUCCUUAGCCUUCCCGCUGAACUCCGCAACGAGAUAUACAUAUAUCUCCUAGUACGCACAGAGCCUAUUGACCCUGGGCAUGGAGAUCAUGAGCUGGUACCCAAUCUUCUCUCCACAAACUCGGCAAUCUUACACGAGGCUACGUCGCUACUCUAUGGCCAUAACCGCUUUGACCUUACCCUCUCGACUUGGAAUUCCGAACUUACAUCCCAAUUUUUUGAUACUAUUGGCUUUGUCAACUCGUCUCACCUUCGGUGUAUCCGCAUCGACUUUCCUGGACUUCGUGAUCUUGAAGAGGACAUCAGCCUGGAAGAAGACAGCCUUCAUAUCCUGGAAAAGAUACAGUCACACUGUACCAAUCUAAAAACGCUCAUAGUAGCAUCAGAAAGCACCAGUAUAAUGGAAAACCGGCUAGAUUCUUUGGACAGCCCUACAAUUUGUGCCAAGGCAUUAGCACUGGUUGCUGCUCGCUUCAAAACAAUCUCAUCUCUCCAGGAAAUCAUUGUCGAGGUUUAUGAGGAACGUCCAAGCUCAGAUAUCAGAAGGAAAAUGGAGAGUCAUGGAUGGAUACUUAAUGUGGUGGAGCCAGUUGAAGAAGAGGAGUGGAACAACGACAGAACUUGGGAUGAUGUUGAAGAUGACGAGUCUCUUUAUGAUGAUUACGAUGAUGAUGAUUACGAUGAUGAUGACUACGAUAUUGACAAUGAUAGUGACUUUUGGAGAAGGGCGGCAGAUUAA